Molecule: messenger RNA, 1824 nt
Organism: Hipposideros armiger (great roundleaf bat)
Lineage: Eukaryota; Metazoa; Chordata; Mammalia; Chiroptera; Hipposideridae
Gene: SLC26A7
Product: solute carrier family 26 member 7
Exons: 17
Biological process (GO): transmembrane transport
Cellular component (GO): membrane
Source: RefSeq, a predicted model, not a curated record
GGUUGGCCUUUGCUAUUCUCUCAUCUGUGCACCCAGUGUUCGGUUUAUAUGGCUCUCUAUUUCCUGUCAUCAUUUACGCCAUAUUUGGAAUGGGACGUCAUGUUGCCACAGGUACUUUUGCCUUGACAUCCUUAAUAUCAGCCAAUGCAGUGGAACGGCUUGUCCCUUCAAGUAACAAGAACCUCACCACACAGAGUAACACAAGCAUGCUGGGCUUAUCUGAUUUUGAGAUGCAAAGGAUUGGUAUUGCUGCAGCCAUUUCCUUCUUGGGAGGUGUGAUUCAGGUGGCCAUCUUUGUGCUACAACUGGGCAGUGCUACAUUCCUGCUUACAGAGCCUGUGAUCAGUGCGAUGACAACUGGGGCUGCCACCCACGUUGUGACCUCACAAGUCAAGUAUCUCUUGGGAAUUAAAAUGCCCUAUAUAUCUGGACCACUUGGAUUCUUUUACAUCUAUGCAUAUGUCUUUGAAAACAUAAAGUCCGUUCAACUGGAAGCACUGCUCAUAUCCUUGCUGAGCAUUGUGAUGCUUGUUCUGGUUAAAGAGAUGAAUGAAAAAUUUAAAAGGAAAAUUAAAGUUGUUCUUCCUGUUGAUUUAGUUUUGAUUAUUGCUGCAUCACUUGCUUGCUAUUGUACCAACAUGGAAAACACGUAUGGAUUAGAAGUAGUUGGUCAUAUUCCAAAAGGAAUUCCUCCACCUAAAGCUCCCUCAAUGAAUGUCCUUUCUGCAGUAAUCACAGAAGCUUUUGGAGUGGCACUUGUAGGCUACGCGGCCUCACUGGCUCUUGCUCAAGGAUCUGCCAAAAAAUUCAAAUAUUCAAUUGAUGACAACCAGGAAUUUUUGGCUCAUGGUCUCAGCAAUGUGAUUUCUUCAUUUUUCUUCUGCAUACCAAGUGCUGCUGCCAUGGGAAGGACCGCUGGCCUAUACAGCACAGGAGCAAGAACACAGGUGGCUUGUCUAAUAUCUUGCAUUUUCAUCCUGACAGUCAUUUAUGCAAUAGGACCUUUGCUUUACUGGCUGCCCAUGUGUGUUCUUGCAAGUAUUAUUGUCGUGGGACUGAAGGGAAUGCUAAUACAGUUUCGGGAUUUAAAAAAAUAUUGGAAUGUGGAUAAAAUCAAUUGGGGCAUAUGGGUCAGUACAUAUGUAUUUACAAUAUGUUUUGCUGCCAAUGUGGGACUGCUGUUUGGUGUUCUCUGUACCAUAGCUAUUGUGAUUGGUCGCUUCCAAAGAACAAAGACCCUGAGUAUGAAAAACCUGAAAGAAAUGGAAUGUAAAGUGAAGACAGAAGUGGAUGGUGAAAGCCUGCAGCUGGUGAAAAUUAUCUCAAUGAACAACCCCCUUGUUUUUCUGAAUGCAAAAAACUUUCAUACUGAUCUAAUGAACAUAAUCCAAAAAGAAAAUGGCAGCAACCAGUCAACUGAUAAUAUCAACAAGUAUGAAAAAAACACAUUGCUCAAUUCUCUGUCCAAUGAUAAUUGCAAUGAAGUUUCACAGGCCUGCCCAAAUGAAAAAUGCUCUUUAAUCCUGGAUUGCAGUGGAUUGACCUUUUUUGACUAUUCUGGAAUCUCCAUGCUUGUUGAGGUUUACAUGGACUGUAAGAGCAGGGGUGUGGAUGUAUCAUUAGCCCAUUGCACAGCUUCUUUGAUAAAAGCAAUGAAGUACUGUGGAAACCUAGACUCAGAGAAACCAAUUUUUUUUGACUCAGUAUCUGCUGCAAUAAGUAACAUCCAUUCAAAUAAGAAUUUGAGCAAACUCAAUGACCAGAGUGAAGUCUGAGACCCUUUUGCUGCAGCACAACUCUUGUUUUUAGCAACUGCUCUGAAGA